AUGGAUUAUUUGAAACCCGUAUUGGGCACGACCAGUUUCCAUCCAAUUAAUGUCAACUCAAUUAUUCCGGAUGGAAUCGUUCGAGAAAGACGUCAGUUCUUUGUGUCCAACGAUUUGAACAUGACGAAUGAUAAUGGAUACACUCAUAAAAGUGCAUUGGAUUUCUAUGCACCUGAAAAUCGAAAGAAGAAAAUCUAUCCGAUUGUGAAUACAAGAACUCCAAGGAGACCGGCCAUUCUAUACUAUGGAAGUGAGGAUUCGAAUCAGAAUUAUAGAAAUGAAGUCUUGGAUUUUCGAAAUGAAAAGAGCCAUCCAUAUUUUGUAGUUAGAGUUCGAUCUCAUCCGCCACCUCCCUAUCAAGAUACCGGACAAAAUUCCUGGUAUAGAAGUAAAAGAAAUAUGGACCAGGAGCAAGACAUGACUCGAAUCUCCAAUAGUUUUCUAUAUGAAAAUUCCAAAAACUUGCCCUUCAAAUCAUGGAAUGAUAUGGAUCACGAUUCUCGGAACUUUAAGAAAAUGAGUAUUACGUCUUCUAGAAGAGCAUCCGACGAUCAUUCGAGUACAAUGAGUGGAAGUUCUGAAAUCAUGUCAAUGCAUGACCAAAUUGUCCGUUUCUCCGCCACGUCUUCUGCUCCAGAAGACAACACUACGAACUCUAUUUUAGCUGAGAAAGAGGCGACACUUGUUGUGAGACUCGAACAAGAACUCACUCAAGCUCAAAUAUGUAACCACCGACUGAACCAACAAUUGAAAGUACUGGCGAAUAGUACUGAUAAAGUGAUAAAAGUGGAGUUGAGUAAUGUGAAAGUGAGUUAUUAA
Caenorhabditis remanei is the source of this 819-nucleotide messenger RNA. RefSeq lists its product as uncharacterized. Bases 1 to 819 code for a protein of 272 amino acids. The transcript has 8 exons. NCBI's taxonomy places the organism in Eukaryota, Metazoa, Nematoda, Chromadorea, Rhabditida, Rhabditidae. The record is from RefSeq and is a predicted model, not a curated record.